AACCACUAUUUGAUGUGCGUCCGUGAUACAUCCCAUAUGGCAUAUCCUAUCCCAUAAUAGGAUCCCUAGCCUAGAAGGGCCUGCAGCCAGAAGCCUGUGCCGUGUACUUUUACCUGUUUGAAGUUAUUAAAACAUAGAGAUUAGUGAUUUUUGCACGUAUACGUUUCUUGAGUUAUAGAUAAUCUAUUAUCAAUAUUUAGAUUUUAUUGUUGUGAUAACAAUGACAUAUUUGAGUUCAUGGGAAGAAUUUGAAAAAGGUGCUGAAAGGUUAUACCUACACGAUCCGAUAAACACUCGAUAUACAAUGAAAUAUUGUCACAACAAAGGACUUUUAUGUUUAAAAUUAACAGACAAUCGACGGUGUCUUCAAUAUAGAACAGAAAUAGCUCAAGAUUUAAAAAAAAUGGAAAAAUUUAUAGGUAAUCUCAUGAGACACAUGGCAUCGAAAGAUAGUUAAAUAAGCAAGGUUUAUGUAUAGAAAUGUGUUGAUCAUUGAGUAUAUAUCAAAACAUAUUUUUAUUUAACAAAAUUUUCCUCUCGUCUCGUAAGAUUUAACAACUGCACGGUCCAUGGAGAGAUAUUAAAUUUGUUUUAGGUAUGAAACUUUCUUAAAUAUACAAUAUAUGAUAACUGUGAAA
This is a messenger RNA of Cataglyphis hispanica, 638 nucleotides long. It is a transcript of the gene Srp9, whose product is annotated as signal recognition particle 9 kDa protein. The coding region runs from base 221 to 457 and encodes 78 amino acids. The record is from RefSeq and is a predicted model, not a curated record. Gene Ontology annotation, biological process: SRP-dependent cotranslational protein targeting to membrane; negative regulation of translational elongation. The transcript is spliced from 3 exons. Gene Ontology annotation, cellular component: signal recognition particle, endoplasmic reticulum targeting. Gene Ontology annotation, molecular function: 7S RNA binding. NCBI's taxonomy places the organism in Eukaryota, Metazoa, Arthropoda, Insecta, Hymenoptera, Formicidae.